Messenger RNA from Durio zibethinus, 1696 nucleotides. RefSeq names its product U1 snRNP-associated protein usp106-like. Gene Ontology annotation, biological process: mRNA splice site recognition. NCBI's taxonomy places the organism in Eukaryota, Viridiplantae, Streptophyta, Magnoliopsida, Malvales, Malvaceae. The record is from RefSeq and is a predicted model, not a curated record. Gene Ontology annotation, molecular function: mRNA binding. Gene Ontology annotation, cellular component: U1 snRNP.
AAAAAACUCCAAGGGAAUGUACGUAAAACAAAAUCCAUCAAACCCGAUAAAAAAAAAAAAAAACUAAACCCUAGAAAAAGUCCCCCUCCUCACCCCUUCUGCGAGAGAAAAAAAAGGGAAAAAAAAAGUGUUGUAGCUCAAAUAUUCCCCUUUCCCUUUCUAAGAGAAAGGAGAGGAAAUUUCGAAAGGAAAAGAAAAAUGGACGCAAUGAGGAAACAGCUCGAUGUCCUGAUGGGAGCCAAUCGAAAUGGUGACGUUCGGGAAGUGAAUCGCAAGUACUAUGAUCGCGAUGUUUGCCGUCUCUUUUUGUCCGGGCUUUGUCCCCACGAGCUCUUCCAAUUAACGAAAAUGGACAUGGGACCAUGCCCAAAGGUCCACUCUUUGCCGCUGAGGAAAGAAUAUGAAGAAGCCAGGGCAAAAGGUGUUGAUAACUAUGACAGAGAACUGGAAGAUGCCAUUGAUAGACUCAUUGUCGAGUGUGAUAGGAAAAUUGGCAGAGCUCUAAAGCGUCUUGAAGAUGAGGAUGCAAAAGCUGCUAUUGCAAUAUCAGUUUCUGAGGUUACACAGACGCCUGAAGUACUUGAGCUGUCUAAGCAGAUAAAGGAGAAACUGAAGGAAGUUGAUCAACAUGAUCUUGAAGGCAAGACAGAUCUUAAGAUUCGAGUUCUGGAAGAAGUAGAAGAGCUUCGAACUAAAAGAGCAGACAAGCAGUCAAUGCUGCUUUUGGAUGCAUUCAACAAAGAUAGAGCAUCCCUGCCUCAACCCCUGCCAAAUCCUCCAACAGUGGCACCUUUGCCUGUGCCUGCACCUGAUCCUCAUACACAGGAGAUGAUAAAUGAGAAGCUAAAGAAAGCCGAAGAUCUUGGUGAGAAGGGAAUGGUGGAUGAAGCUCAAAAAGCAUUGGAAGAAGCUGAAGCACUGAAGAAGCUGCCUGCUAGACAGGAGCCUGUUCUUGAUUCCUCAAAGUACACAGCUGCUGAUGUCCGCAUUACUGAUCAAAAGCUCCGUGUUUGUGACAUUUGUGGAGCAUUUUUAAGUGUUUAUGAUAGUGACCGACGUUUAGCAGAUCAUUUCGGAGGCAAGCUUCAUUUAGGUUAUAUACAAAUCCGUGAUAAACUAGCAGAGCUUCGGGAAGAAAGAAACAAGAGACGCAAAGUUGAUCAAUAUGAUGAUAGAAGAUCAAAGGAACGAAGUAGGGAUCAUGACAGAGAACCUAGUCGGGAUCUUGACCGAGGAGAUAGCCAUGACCGAGGGAGGGAUUAUGACCGUAAGAGCAGGGACCGGGACAGGUAUUAUGAGCGAGAUCAAGGAUAUGAUCGGGACCGUGAGAGAGAUUAUGAGCGCACACGCAGUUAUGAUUCAAGAGGCCAUCGCAGGUCUCGUUCUCGGUCUUGGGAACGUUCCAGGGAUUAUGAUCGACACAGGCGCGAUCGAUACUAGAUGAUUGUUGUUGCUAUUAUCAAGUGGAUGGAUAUGGAAUUGAUGUUGUUUAGGUCAGUGGUGAAUUUAGGAUUGAUAAUUAAUUGUGUGCUUGCUCUGAUGCUUUUGACGGAGCGUGGUAGUUUCUACCAUUUUGCUGGAUCUAUGGACUGCCCAGAGUUUUUUUUUUUUUUUAAUAUGCCUCAAAGAUUUUUCUUGACUAAUAUUUGUAAGAGGUUUGGUGUGGGUUACUUUGUGUUAAAAUUAUCUUUACUAA